Plasmodium inui San Antonio 1 is the source of this 1365-nucleotide messenger RNA. RefSeq lists its product as hypothetical. The transcript is spliced from 2 exons. Lineage: Eukaryota; Apicomplexa; Aconoidasida; Haemosporida; Plasmodiidae. The record is from RefSeq and is a predicted model, not a curated record. Bases 1 to 1365 code for a protein of 454 amino acids.
AUGCUCGCCCUCCUUUUUGCUAAAACGUUUAACACAGGUGAUCUGUUAAGGAAUAACGCGGAAAGCUUUGUAAAUGCGGAGUCCACCCCUGGAGGCUUAAUAUGGGGAAAAGCAUCAGACGGAUGUCUACUCAUACAAGGAGCUUCAGAAUACAAAAGGAUAAAGACUAAAGAUGAGACACCAGAUAACCGUGUAGGCAAAUGUCAAACGAGACAUGAUCGUACUGCUACUACUCACAGGACAUCUUCUAAACGUAGAAAACAAUCCGAAGGGGUAAGUCAAGCAAACUAUGCCAAAGUAAAAGCAGAACUGUCGAAAAAAACAAUCGAGGUGAAGAUUAACAAAACAUGUAGAGAAGAAAUGGGAUUCCUUUUCAUCCCGCACUCUUAUCUCUACGUUACAACGAAGGACUCCAAAGCGGCAGCCUUUAAGAUGCUAUCCUAUAUCGAGGAUAACGUCUUACCGCUUACCUGGAAGGUGUACCUGCCCGGAGAACCCCUGACAGCAACAAAGCGGGACGCAAGUGAGACGAAAUGGUAUAGGCGAGCCUUAGCAGAAAGCAAUGAUGGCUCGUGUGACGAUGGCCCUGACUUCUUUUCUGGGGGAAUUGACUCAGAAGAGGAUGAUCAGUCGGAGGAAGUGUCAGAGGAAUCAUCACAGGAAUCAUCGGAGGAAUCACCGGAGGAACAGCAGCUGAGGAACUCCAUCGACCGCGUGCUGAACGCGAUUUACAAAGUGGCUGAGGACGGAAGGAAGGUGCUAAUCACAGAGGAAGAAUUGAACAGCUCCCUUAAAGAGGAGCUAAUAAAAUACUGCCAACUUUUAAAGGAGGUAGACACAAGUGGAACUUUGGAGGAUCAUGAGAUGGGUAGUGAGAUGGUUGUCUUCGAUAACCUGGUAAAGAUGCUGCAGAAGCAUGGGAACGAAACAUUCUUUACUUUGCGAAGGAAACUGCGGAACCCAGCGCUGUGCAUGCAGAAUGUGGACGAGUGGGUGCUGAAGAGGAGGGGGCUGGCCUUGCCCGACUCGUCGUGCAAAGACCCAAGUGAGGAUGACACCAACUUGGGUGUAGAGUGCAAAUGGAUGCAAUUUGUAAAGAGUAACUCCAGAGGUGAAAACACCUACUGGUACAACGGAGAGGAAGACGGAAUAAUUAAUUUGGCGAAAUUGGAAAUGAGAUGUAAGCAGGUCUGCGGCUUUAACGGUGGGGAACACUCUGAUGGGGAGCAGUUUGAUAAGGAACACUUUGAUGAGGAACACUCUGAUGAGGUACAGUUUGAUUGGGAACACUCUGCUGGGGGUUACCUUGAAAAGUUGAAUGGUAAAGGCCUUUGCUCUCCUAAAGCUGAGGAAGAGGUGGAAUGA